AGUUGGUGUUGUUUUACGCGCCUGCGUCGCUCUGUCAUUUGCUAAUUUGAAUUUCGAACGUUCUAAACCGGCCAAUCGCGUUCGAUUGGACGUUUGAUUUCUUUUUUUCGCGUCUACAGUGUGUUCCGUUAGUGCCUGUGCUUGUGACAUUGCCAAGACCGUGUGUUGAUGACAUCAAUUUGUGAUCUUUUAUGCCAGAAGGUCGGAUACAUUCUCACAUGUUCAGAUAAGGAGAGUCGUCACUUGAAUUGAAGAACCAACCAACGAAGUAACUCCUGCUGUCAAUACUAUUCAAUCUCAUCUGUACUAGCUAUUACAUCUUUUCCUGUUAAAUUAAGGAGGUAAAUAAACACACGCCACAAAGAAGCCACCUGUGCAGAUUAUUGACCCAGUCUCGGUCGACCACCGGAAACAUUAUGCCAUAUAAAACAUCUACUAUCUAAAGCGGACCUGACUCGCAUAGCUCGUGGGCAUUUAAUUAUGUCAGGUUAUUAGCACAGGGCAACGAUGGAAGAAGUGACAUCGCGACCUAACGUAGAGUACAUCCCGCCUCUACCACCCAAAAUGAAGCACAAGAGCUCCACGUUAACACAAAUCACAAAUGAUGAGAAUAUAAACGGCUACAGUACUACAGAUGGCCGGUCCAUAGACUCUCUAAGUUCGAUGCACUCACUCGUCCUUAAUUCUAAGACCCCUUCAACGGUAUUCAUAGCGGCGCCACAACCAGAUAGACCUGCGAAUACACUUAGCUCGGACGCACCAACCAACGGUCCACAUGUCGUUACAAUCAGAAUCAACACGGACACAGACAAACCGAAAGUACCUAAAAUAUCAAGUGUGCAUCUAAAAAGCGAUAUAGAUUUCGAUACAUUCAAUAAAUUAAACGAUAGGAAGAAUAACAGUCUUGUGAGAAUCAAUGUAGAGGAGUCGCGGCCGAAAUUAUUAGAUAAUGAAGACCUCAAAGAUAGAGCUCCAUACAUAUACUGCAAUUCGUAUGUAAACUCUAUGACAAAUAUGGUAAUGUCGAGCGGUCAGUGCUCCCCGAGCGAUACACUUGAUUCAGGGACAUGCAGCGAUCUGGACGGAACGCCACCGCCGUUGCCCAAGAAGAAGAACCUUAAAACUACAAAAAAAGCCGUGUCCAUAACGGUGAUCAAUUCAAAAAAUGGUAGCAGCCAAGGUGAGGUAGACUUCGAAGAUAACGAUUCGAAUAUAUCAUGCGAUUCUCUCAAUAGUAGCGAAUUAAAUGGAAGCGUGCAUACUGAGGAAAAUCAUGUCGAAUACAUAAGUAAAAAAGAAAAACAACAGACGCCAGAACCACCUGUUGCACCUAUGAUGCCGUCAUUUAUCACCAAAUCGAAUAACAAAGAUAGCUUUCUACCGCAAGGUUUGCUUCAAGAUAUACGAGAUCGCACAGUAAAACUGAAUACCGUUGAAACUGAAAGUGAAGUGGGCGAGCAAGAGGACACGAGCCAGAAUAACAAUGUAAAUGCAAAUACACCAGAAGAAAGUGCACUUACUUCGUUCCGUCUAGUUUCACAGCUUAAUGGCAAUGUACAAAAAAUUGACGAGAUUCAGUCAAUAACCACGAACCUGUAUAAGGCUCCAUUAAUUACUGAGAGCACAUAUGAAGAGAGGAAUAACCAGGAUAAGAAGAAACAAGAAAAAAUAUGUUACAGCAGUCAUUACUUUGAUACGGACAAGUUUUAUGAUUUCCACUUAAACGAGAAACAGUUCGAUGAAUCUAAACCAGUGAAAAGUGUUAGUGUGAGUGCAAAAAGUGAGUGUGACGAUGGAACCGAAGUCGAGUUCUUCGCUGGUAUAAAGGAUUACAAAAACGAGGAAGCGCCAUCGACCAUAAAAAGUUCAAAGGGGACGAUCCGCGGCGUUAAGAACCGCGUGAGAGCCGGCAUAGCAACCUUCCUGCAGAUACAGAGCACGACUAAGAGCUACAAAGAGAAAGAUGCUGGCAAGGUCGUUAUCUACACCACAACCAUGGGCAUUGUCAGGAGUACUUACCAACGGUGCGUUCUCGUGAAGAAGAUUCUCCGCAAUCUCCUGGUGAAGUAUGAGGAGAGAGACGUGUUCAUGAGCACGGAGUACCAGGAUGAGAUCAUGGACAGGAUGAAGAGCGAUCAGAUAUUGGUGCCGCAACUCUUUGUUGAUGGAUAUCAUAUUGGGGACGCUGAUACAGUGGAGAAGUUGAACGAGUGUGGAGAAUUAAGGAAAAUGUUGAAACCUUAUAAGAGUCCAGACGCCUGCAACACCUGUCAAGUCUGCGGCGGCUUCAGGCUGCUCCCCUGCAGAAUCUGCAACGGCUCCAAAAAAAGCCUCCACAGGAACCACUUCACAGCUGAGUUUGUAGCUCUGAAGUGCAUGAAUUGCGACGAGGUCGGCCUUGUUAGAUGCGAGGCAUGCUCUUGAAUGGAAUUUUCUAGAUUCUCUUCAUUGAGUACAUUCGAAAGUCAAUACAGUUCAAUCACUUAAUGUAAAUAUAAUUUAGUAAUUAGUAUGUACGUAAUAUUUUUAAAUACGAGUGUAAACGUUUUUUGUUUUAAUGAUAAUGAUGGAAUGAUGAAAUGAUAAUUCCAUCUCAACUAAUUGGUGCUGGAGCACUAUUGAAAUAUUUAAAAGAUGAUGAAGUCAGGUAAAUUGUUUAUUGAAAGUUUUCCCGCUUCUUAUAAUGGUAUUUCGUUGUACGGAACCAGUGAAAGUGUGAAACUGAAAUCAAUUAGGCCAAUCAGCCCAUGGUGAUAAAUUCACCAGGAGGUAUCCAGGCAGGAAGUACGGUGGUAGACCUAAGCGGU
Messenger RNA from Achroia grisella, 2807 nucleotides. Its product is annotated as glutaredoxin domain-containing cysteine-rich protein CG31559-like. Bases 508 to 2424 code for a protein of 638 amino acids. NCBI's taxonomy places the organism in Eukaryota, Metazoa, Arthropoda, Insecta, Lepidoptera, Pyralidae. The record is from RefSeq and is a predicted model, not a curated record. The transcript has 6 exons. Gene Ontology annotation, biological process: sensory perception of sound.